Aspergillus candidus is the source of this 3134-nucleotide messenger RNA. Its product is annotated as 116 kDa U5 small nuclear ribonucleoprotein component. The record is from RefSeq and is a predicted model, not a curated record. Gene Ontology annotation, biological process: mRNA splicing, via spliceosome. NCBI's taxonomy places the organism in Eukaryota, Fungi, Ascomycota, Eurotiomycetes, Eurotiales, Aspergillaceae. Bases 104 to 3061 code for a protein of 985 amino acids. Gene Ontology annotation, molecular function: GTP binding; GTPase activity; translation elongation factor activity. Gene Ontology annotation, cellular component: cytosol; U4/U6 x U5 tri-snRNP complex; U2-type catalytic step 2 spliceosome. The transcript is spliced from 4 exons.
CAAAGGACAAAAAAAACUUGGCGAGGUCGCAAGGAAAUAAAACAGUCUCCACACCACCUCUUUCGCAUCAGGUAAUGAGAUUAGGAGCAUUGGGCGCAACAUCAUGGAUGACCUUUAUGACGAGUUCGGAAACUACAUCGGCGAAGCGGUAGAUACGGACGAGGAAUCGCAGAAUGAGGAGGUCAAAGCACAGGGUUUCGAUUUUGACGAGGCUUUUGGAGAGGAUGAAGACCAAGGUGUAAACGACCAGCAGCUUAUGGAGGUGGACGAGGGGCCUUCCAACGCCGUUAUCCUUCACGAAGAUAAACAAUAUUACCCAAGCGCGCAGCAGGUCUACGGAGCGGAUGUCGAAACCAUCGUACAAGAGGAAGACACACAAUCAUUGUCUGAACCCAUAAUCGCCCCGGUUCAACAGAAAAAAUUCGCCAUUGAGGAAGCGGAGCUUCCAGCUGUCUACUUCUCACGAGAAUUCAUGACGGACUUGCUCAGCUUUCCUGAACAGAUCAGGAAUAUUGCUCUCGUCGGUCAUUUGCACCAUGGGAAAACCGCGUUCAUGGACAUGCUCGUCACGCAAACACACGAUCUAUCCGAGCGCCUUAACAAAAGGGCAGGUCGACGAAAGGAAGAGCAGCUUCGUUAUACCGAUGUCCACUUUUUAGAAAAAGAGCGUGGCCUCUCGAUCAAGUCGGCACCUAUGAGUUUAGUUCUUCAGGGGACCAAGGGUAAAUCCCAUCUGGUGAACAUCAUCGACACACCUGGUCAUGUGGAUUUUGUGGACGAAGUCGCUGCCUCGUGUAGGUUGGCCGACGGCGUGGUGCUAGUGGUUGACGUCGUUGAAGGCGUACAGGCAAAUACCGAGCAGAUAAUCAAACAUGCUGUGCUAGAGGACCUGCCUCUGACUUUGGUGAUCAACAAAAUGGAUAGAUUGAUCUUGGAGCUGAAGAUCCCUCCUAAUGAUGCUUAUUUCAAGCUGAAGCACGUUAUUGAAGAGGUCAAUACAGUUAUCGAGAACGUUCUGCCUGGACAAGGCGAGAAAAGACGACUGAGUCCGGAGAAGGGCAACGUUGCUUUCGCCUGCGCCUCCAUGGGCUGGUGCUUCUCACUCCAAUCAUUCGCCAAGAUGUACGCUGAUUCCUAUCCGGGGAUUGCGGCUUCUGAUUUCGCCUUACGCCUGUGGGGCGAUAUAUUUUUCAAUCCUCAAAGUCGCAAAUUCACGCGGAAAGGAGUGGAAGAGAACGCGCAGCGAACAUUUGUCAAGUUUGUUCUCGAACCAAUCUACAAAAUCUACUCCCACACGAUAAGCGAGAGCCCGGAAGACUUGAAAGAGACCCUCGCCAAUAUCGGAAUCAACUUGAAACCCUCGCAACUGAAAUCUGAUGCGAAGGUUUUACUCAACCUUGUCUGUGAACAGUUCUUUGGCCCAGCCAAUGGAUUUGUUGACAUGAUAGUCGGGCACAUUCCCUCUCCGGUCGAAGGGUCUCAGAAGAUGUUGGAACGAUACUACACCGGCCCUCUCGAUACCGAGGUAGCGGCCGCAAUGAAAGCUUGCGACUCCGAUGGCCCGCUUAUCGUCCAUAUUACCAAGCUCUUCUCUACUGUUGAUGCUUCCGGUUUCAACGCGUUUGGGCGGAUAAUGAGCGGGACAGCCAGACCUGGCCAGCAGGUUCGAGUGCUCGGUGAGGGCUAUACUCCCGAAGACGAAGAAGACAUGGUGACGGCGACAAUUGCCGAUACGUGGAUCGCUGAAACAUGCUACAACAUCCCGACGAAUGGCGUUCCCGCGGGAAAUAUGGUCCUCCUGGGUGGGGUGGACAAUUCCAUAGUGAAGACUGCUACGCUGGUACCCUUGAAGUUAAAGAACGACGAGGAAGCCCAUAUCUUCAAGCCGAUUCGCCAAAUGACCGAGUCCGUGUUCAAGGUCGCCGUUGAACCGGUAAACCCGUCGGAACUGCCUAAAAUGCUCGACGGCCUGCGGAAAAUCAACAAGAGCUAUCCGCUCGUCUCCACCAAGGUCGAAGAAUCCGGUGAGCAUGUCAUCCUGGGAACAGGCGAGCUCUACAUGGAUUGCGUCAUGCACGAUCUACGAAAGCUUUACUCCGAGAUGGAAAUCAAGGUCUCGGACCCUGUGACUCGAUUUUGCGAGACUGUCGUCGAGACCUCCGCCAUUAUGUGCUACUCAAUAACGCCUAACAAGAAGAACAAGGUCACCAUGAUUGCGGAGCCGUUAGACGAUGGCAUUGCCGAGGAUAUCGAGAGUGGAAAAGUCAGCAUCAAAGACCCAAUCCGCAAAGUUGCGAAAUUUUUUGAAGAGAAGUAUGAUUGGGACAAACUCGCUGCGCGGAGUGUCUGGGCUUUUGGCCCUGAUGAGAUGGGCCCGAACAUACUGCAGGAUGAUACUCUGCCGUCGCAGGUUGACAAGAAACUCCUUGGCACCGUCAGAGAUUCGAUUACGCAGGGCUUUAGCUGGGGUACUAGGGAAGGACCCCUUUGUGAGGAGCCCAUCCGAAACACCAAAUUCCGACUUACGGACGUUUCGCUCGCCGACCAAGCCAUCUACCGAGGAGGUGGCCAAAUCAUCCCAACCACUCGACGAGCGGUUUACUCCUCAUUCCUCAUGGCUUCUCCUCGCCUGAUGGAGCCAAUCUAUUCUUGUGCGAUGACAGGGCCUGCGGAUGCAGUCGCGUCAGUAUACACGGUUCUCUCACGCAGAAGAGGCCACGUCCUGUCCGAUGGACCGAUCGCCGGAACGCCACUGUACUCGGUGCGUGGGUUGAUUCCAGUCAUCGAUUCGUUUGGUUUUGAGACGGAUCUUCGAAUCCACACCCAAGGUCAGGCUGCCGUCAGCCUGGCUUUCGAUAAAUGGAGUGUCGUGCCAGGAGACCCAUUGGACAGAGAAGUGAAAACCAAGCCCCUCGAGAUGGCGCCGGCAGUGGCGACGGCGCGGGACUUUGUAUUAAAAACACGGAGACGAAAGGGUUUGGCAGAGGAUGUCACAGUAAGCAAAUUUCUCGAGCCGGAGUUGUGGAAGGGCCUUAGAGAGAGUGGCGUCUUGGAUUCGUGACGCGCUGGUACAAUAUGACAAGGCGGCGUUUUUUAUUUUAGCUGCAACCAUUAGACUCCAAUCCAGUAGUCCU